UAAUAAAAGUUAAUAAAUAAAUAAGGAGUUAGCUUCUCCCUCGUGUCAAAUCGAAUUGGGCGCUAGGGUUUCUUCAUCAAUAUCUGGGGAGACGACGAAGAUGGUGUGCGAUAAGUGUGAGAAGAAGUUAUCAAAGGUGAUAGUUCCAGAUAAGUGGAAGGAUGGUGCUCGUAAUGUUACCGAAGGUGGUGGCCGCAAGAUCAACGAGAACAAACUUCUCUCCAAGAAGAACAGAUGGACACCUUACGGUACUGCUACCACGAAGUGCAUGAUUUGCAAGCAGCAAGUGCAUCAAGAUGGUAAAUAUUGUCACACAUGUGCCUAUAGCAAAGGAGUGUGUGCAAUGUGCGGGAAGCAAGUGUUGGACACGAAGAUGUAUAAGCAAAGCAAUGUAUAACCAAAUCCACUAAGCUUCUUCAACCUUUGAUGUCUAUUUGCAUAACCAGGGGACGACUUAUCUUUGUUAUAUCCUGAGCUCUUUGAACAAUCUCAGUCAUGUGUUAAUUCUCUGUACCUCUCUCUUUUGUUUCUAGUAAUAACAAACAAAAGCUUCCCUCUUUUAAGGUGUGAUCAUGAUAGUUCUAAUC
Messenger RNA from Brassica oleracea var. oleracea, 587 nucleotides. Its product is annotated as cysteine-rich PDZ-binding protein. Gene Ontology annotation, molecular function: microtubule binding. The transcript is spliced from 4 exons. Bases 101 to 397 code for a protein of 98 amino acids. Gene Ontology annotation, biological process: cytoplasmic microtubule organization. Lineage: Eukaryota; Viridiplantae; Streptophyta; Magnoliopsida; Brassicales; Brassicaceae. The record is from RefSeq and is a predicted model, not a curated record.